Cinclus cinclus is the source of this 1433-nucleotide messenger RNA. It is a transcript of the gene TBXA2R, whose product is annotated as thromboxane A2 receptor. Gene Ontology annotation, biological process: positive regulation of cytosolic calcium ion concentration; positive regulation of blood pressure; inflammatory response. Gene Ontology annotation, molecular function: thromboxane A2 receptor activity. The transcript has 3 exons. Gene Ontology annotation, cellular component: plasma membrane. Bases 201 to 1259 code for a protein of 352 amino acids. The record is from RefSeq and is a predicted model, not a curated record. Lineage: Eukaryota; Metazoa; Chordata; Aves; Passeriformes; Cinclidae.
CCGGAGUCGCUGCGGGGUUCGGCGAGGACGCCCCCUCUGCGGGACCCCUCCGCGGUGCGGGUCCCACUGGAGGGGCGGCACGGCCGGAGUAAACAAGGCAAGGAGGGAGUGGUGCCGACAGCAGUGGGGGGGCUCCAGCCAUGGAGCAGUGCCAGGAGAGUGCCUGAGGCUGCUGGAAGGAGCAGGAGGGGGUGAAGAACAUGGAGCCCCCCAACAGCAGCAUGGCCAGGCAGGCAGACUCGUGCUUCGGGGUGUUCAAUGCCAGCGAUGGCCGUGCCAGUGCACAGAACAGCAUUGCCUCACCCUGGUUCUCCACUGCGUUUGGCCUCAUCGGUCUCUGUUCCAACCUCUUUGCCCUCUGCGUCCUGGUCAGCUCCUCCCGCAAGCUCUCCAGCCAGGCCCGCUCCUCCUUCCUCAUCUUCCUCUGUGGGCUGGUGGUCACAGACUUCAUGGGGCUGCUGGUGACAGCCUCGGUCAUCAUCCCCUACCACUUCACCAAGUUCUCCUGGGCCAAGGUGGACCCUAGCUGCCACCUCUGCAACUUCCUCGGCUUCUCCAUGGUCUUCUUCGGGCAGUGUCCGCUGCUGCUGGGGGCCACCAUGGCCGGGGAGAGGUUCUUGGGCAUCAACCGCCCCUUCUCUCGCUCCACCAGCCUCUCCAAGCGCCGCGCCUGGGCCAUCGUGGGGCUGGUGUGGGGCUUCUCCUGCUUGCUGGGACUGCUGCCAGUGUUUGGGCUGGGGCAGUACACACUGCAGUUCCCCGGCUCCUGGUGCUUCCUCACCCUCCUGCCUGACACUGGCGACAUCAUCUUCUGCCUGCUCUUUGCACUGCUGGGCAUCCUCUCCGUGCUGCUCUCCUUCGUCCUCAACACCAUCAGUGUGGUCACGCUGUGUCGUGUCUACCACGACCGUGAGUCGGUGCAGCGGCGCCGUGACAGCGAGGUGGAGAUGAUGGUGCAGCUCGUGGGCAUCAUGAUUAUUGCCACCAUCUGCUGGAUGCCCCUCCUGAUCUUUAUUGUCCAGACAGUCCUGCAGCACCUGCCUGGCCAGGUAUGGGUUCUGCCCAGGGACACGCAGGAGAUGCUGCUGAUCUACAUCCGCAUGGUCACUUGGAACCAGAUCCUGGACCCCUGGGUGUACAUCCUGUUCCGCCGGGCUGUGCUGCAGCGUGUGUACCCCCGGCUGCACCCCCGGCCCUCCAUUGUCUCCCUCAGCCCCUCCUUGCCCCACAAGCUCACCACUGGCUCCGUUCUGCAGUAGCAGCACUGGGGACGGGCACUGGGCAGGGGAACACAGCCAUACCCCAUCCCACCCCUGCAGUGGAUCCUCAUCACCUGCAUCCAGGGGCUUUCCCCCCCUGCAAUCCCAAUACCCAAGGGUCUGUCGGGGGGCACAGGGCUGCUUCCCCCUCCCUGUCCCCAAUAAAGCACAGCU